This is a messenger RNA of Anas platyrhynchos (mallard), 6838 nucleotides long. RefSeq names its product F-box protein 31 (gene FBXO31). Gene Ontology annotation, molecular function: protein binding. Gene Ontology annotation, cellular component: SCF ubiquitin ligase complex. NCBI's taxonomy places the organism in Eukaryota, Metazoa, Chordata, Aves, Anseriformes, Anatidae. Gene Ontology annotation, biological process: SCF-dependent proteasomal ubiquitin-dependent protein catabolic process. The record is from RefSeq and is a predicted model, not a curated record.
AUGGCGGUGUGCGCCCGGCUGUGCGGCGUCGGCCCGGCGCGGGGCUGCCGCCGGCGGGGGGCGGCGAGGGAGCAACGGCGGGGAGGGGACGGCGACAGCGAGCCCGACACCGACACGGAGCCCGAGGUGGACUCCGGGGUAGCGGUGGCUGCGGAGGACGAUGAGGAGACGGAGCGCAUCGAGGGCUCCAGGCCUUCGGCGGGCCCCGCUGAGGCGGGCCGGGCCCCGCUGUCGCUGCUGGAGCUGCCCCCGGAGCUGCUGGUGCAGAUUUUCGGUUCGCUGCCCGGUACCGACUUGCCCAGCCUGGCUCGGGUCUGCACCACUUUCCGCCGCAUCCUCCGCACCGACACCAUCUGGCGGCGGCGCUGCCGUGAAGAAUACGGCGUCUGUGAGAACCUGCGGAAGCUGGAGAUCACCGGGGUGUCCUGCCGAGAUGUGUAUGCCAAACGUAUAAACCCACGGGUGAAGUCGGGGCGUUUUAUGAAAAUCCUUCCCGACUACGAGCACAUGGAGUACAGAGAUGUUUACACCUGCCUGCUGCACCGAUACCGCCACAUCUUGGGGUUAUGGCAGCCGGACAUCGGGCCCUAUGGGGGACUGCUGAACGUGGUGGUAGAUGGCCUGUUCAUCAUCGGGUGGAUGUACUUGCCACCUCAUGACCCUCAUGUGGAUGAUCCGAUGAGAUUCAAACCUCUCUUCAGGAUUCAUCUCAUGGAGAGGAAAUGCGCGACCGUUGAGUGUAUGUAUGGUCACAAGGGGCCUCACAAUGGUCAUAUCCAGAUUGUAAAGAAGGAUGAGUUCUCCACAAAAUGCAACCAGACAGAUCACCAUCGGAUGUCAGGGGGAAGGCAAGAGGAAUUCCGGACGUGGCUACGGGAAGAAUGGGGUCGGACUCUGGAAGACAUCUUCCACGAACACAUGCAGGAGCUCAUCUUGAUGAAGUUCAUCUACACCAGCCAAUAUGACAACUGCUUGACGUACCGACGCAUCUACCUCCCUCCUAGCAGCCCUGAUGACCUUAUAAAGCCGGGUCUCUUCAAGGGGACGUACGGGAGCCAUGGGCUGGAGAUUGUCAUGUUGAGCUUUCAUGGAAGGAAAGCCAAGGGGACUAAAAUCACCGGAGAUCCCAACAUCCCAGCUGGGCAGCAGACCGUGGAGAUCGACCUGGCGCACCCUCUGCGGCUCCCUGACAUUGAGAACCUCCGCGAUUUCAGCGAGCUCUCCCGCAUCGUCCUUGAGGUCCAGGAGCAGGUGCGGCGCGAGGAGCAGGAGGAGGAGCAGCGGCAGGAGGGAGAGGACCGCUCCCAGCAGGCUGCCUCCCAGCCCGCUGCUCAGCCCCAGGGAGGAGGAGAAGGUGCUGAGGGAGAAGAGACUGCAGCUGGGGCCGAGGGGGCAGCCCAGGACAAGGCGUCAGCUUCCCAGCCUUUUGUGCUGCCUAUGGGAGUCAUAUCAAGGAAUGAAGACUAUCCCCGGACCUGCCGAGUUUGCUUUUAUGGGACGGGGCUUAUUGCUGGCCACGGCUUCACCAGCCCCGAGCGAACCCCGGGUGUUUUUGUUCUCUUCGACGACGAUCGCUUUGGAUUCAUCUGGCUGGAGCUGAAGUCCUUCAGUCUCUACAGCCGGAUCAAGGUCUCCUUUCAGAACGCCGAAGCGCCUUCCCGGGAGGCUUUUGAUGAAAUGCUGAGGAAUAUUCAGUCGCUGGCUACUUGACGGGUGAUGUGUGAUGGACAGGGCUAGGGAUUGCAAAGGCUGCUGCACUCCCCAGCCAAGAUGGGAUGGGGAUUCCUUGUUCUCGGUACCUCUGAAAAAAAAAAAAAGCAUGCACUUUUAAUAAAGCCUUUUUACCCCAAAUGUACACAUCCCUGUUAAAAUAUCCGUGACUGCCCUUUCCUCCCUGUCACCCCACACUGCUCCCCAGCAGUCCUUGGUACCCAGUCUGUAACGUAGCUUUGUAUAGCUGAAGGGAUCCUGCAGAGGAGGACAUUGAGCUUUGUUACUGCAAAAAGAAUGUGCUGCAACAAAAAUAACUCACGGUCAGGGGUGGAUCAGAGAACAUCUAAUCGACUGGAUGGACACAAACCCUCUGCUGUGACCAUUAGCAGUCUCCCAUGAACGAACCUUCCUUCAGGGAGGGGACUUUUUGAAGCCUUUGCUGUGCUCCUGGCCAAUCUGUCCUGCUGGGAGAGCUGCUUUACCCUCGUGACAACCUGCCUGGUCCCCUGCUGCAGGCUGGCUGGCUGCCUAACGAGCGAUUGCAUCGGUGGUGACAAAGCACAUCCUCCUCUCCGGGAACCUUUCUCUAGGUGCAGCGUCAUCAGCAGGGGCUGCUUUAGUGUACCUGCAUCCGUGGCUGAGUUAUCAGAGUGGGUAGUUUCCUUCUGAGAAAUUCCCCCAGCGUGGCAGCGAGGAGGUUGGCAGUGCACGUGGCGUUGCCCUGGCUUUUCUGGAGCUUGGUGGCCGUGCUGUCCCUGCAGCUGGGGGUCUCCCUGAGCACAGAGGAGAGGAUUCUUGUUUCUUGGAGGUACACAACUGGAAAUGAGUGUAAGCUGCAGGAGCUGAUGCACUCAGAACUGGUUUUGUACCUGAAAAGCUCAUCUUAGAUCUUGUAAAAUGGGGCUGAAAACCUAAAGGAGGAAAAAAAAUAAAGUGAAGUGAGCCCGAAUGCAGCCUUUUUGACUCCCGCCUGCAGUGGGUAGCAGCAAGUGCCAAUGUCACUGGUGCUGACAUGCCCCCAGCUAGGUGUCAUUCUCGUGUCAGGUUGCCUUGCACAGUCUGAAGGAAAGAUGAGGAAUUUGUACAUCGCUGUGGCUUGUUCUGGUGCUUCUUAUGGUCGGUGCUGACAGGUUGGUGCUGCUGCUCCGCUCACAAGGCCCUUCUGUUCCCUUGCUAGUUGUGCUCGUUUCAUCCCUGAUGAUUGCUCCUUGCACAGAAAGCUCCUGGGCUUAAUUUCUUUCCACGAUGCCCGCGUUCUCCGUGGCAGAUCUGAGCUCUGCUGGGAGCUGUGGGCUGCUGCCGAGGGAGCCACGUUCCCCACAGACCAGCCUUUGCAGCAGCGUGCUGUAGGAAAAUCCUGGCUAGUGCUCAUCUGCAAGCUGUGAGUUGUGCUUUAAACCAUCUCAGUGUGUUCUGUUGUUAAUCCUGUGCAGGAAGAGGUGACGGGGUCCUUGUGUGAGAGCAGCUUGGAAGGAAGGUCGUGGGUGCAAGUGGGAGAAAGAAAUCCUUUGGAGUUCUUCUCUGGCUGUGGGGGUGAACUACACCGUCUCUUCCUAAUACCAGCUGCAUCAGUUUGUCUAACAAAACCCCGUCUUUACAUCUUCUGCAGGUUUGGGUUUAUAAAUGUGUCUGUACACGCCUUGUAGGUGAGGAUUUGGGCCCCCUCUUACGGAGAAGCUUCGGCCGCUGCCUGGCUCCGUGGGCUGCGAGCAGCUCUUUAUUCGCGCUCUCACAAGGGCUUUUUGCCAUUUCUGGCUCUCGAGUGUUCCUUCAAGCUGUGUGAGAGCCGAGUCUCCAGCAGGGGUUUUGAGCAGAAGGUCACGUCAGUCACAGGAUUAAUUCCUGUCUCUUUGGAUACGGUUUCACAAGCCUCUGAGAAUCUGAAGGUGAUUUCGGGCGCUUUUUUCUUUGCUUCCUGCUGCCUCGUCAGCAGCAGAAAUCCUGCCUCUGCGUUCCAGGUGAGCAGCUGAAGUGCUAUUGCCCUUCUGGUGAACAAGCUCUGAGGAAUUGGUUCUGUGCAGCCUGCUGGAGGUGUUCCUGGUGGUGUCAGCAGAGGGAAGAGUUGGCUUGGAUCUCAGCCCAGCCCCACGCGAGGCCAGGAGAGCUGCAGGAGGGAGAGGCAGGGUGGCGGUUCUGAGCCUUGGCACACGGGCAGAGGUGAGCUGAAGCUGAAAUGGGGCACCUCAGCCCCUUGCUCUGGCUGAUGAGCUGUGUAAGGGAGAAAAGCCCGUGCUUAAUGCCACAGACACAAGUUUCCAGCUUUGUUAUGCAAAUCAGGGAUACCUGAAGACAUUAGGAGCCUGUUUAGCACCCGGGUGGCUGAUUUAUCUUGGAGCUCGGUGCCAGGCUGGUGCAGCCAGUGAGAAAGCUGUUUUGGGCUCUCCUAAGAGAGCCUCAGGUGAUGAAAGAGGUCCCUUGGGCAGCUGUUUUAAUCCCUUGUCCUAAAACCAUCUCUGCUCCCAUUGCUAUUUUAUCUAUGGUCCUGAUUUGUGGGUUCCUCCUUCCUUCAACAUCCCCGCUCACCUGAAAAACAUAAAGAUGAAAAUGAAAUUUUACACGACUGACUUAAUUAUUAAGGUUUUGGCUUUCUCAGCUUAAAAACCCAGCCUGUCCUGAUGCGCUACAGGCGCUUGGCCGGAGCCCCGAGUCCCAGCCCUGUAAGUCCAGCCGUUUUUGUUGCUCUCCUCCCUGAACUUGCUGUGUUGGGUUUGCUGAGCGUGCAGAGGUGUAGGUGUGAUUCCCCGCCGUGCCAUCAAAAGCUUCGUGAAGUCGCAGCUCACCUUUCCUAUCUAUCAGGAGCCUGCUGAGGGUGCGAGCCCUCAGGCAGCAGAUGGCAGGAGUGCUUUGCUCAGGUCUGUGCAGGGGGAGGACCUGUCGGGCUGCUCUCUGCACGUCUUGUGCCUCUGCUCUGCUUCCAGCUCGUCACUCCUGGACCUGUUUGCUGGCAGAGGUCAGGAUCUGCCUUCUGGAGGCCAGACCUGCUUGUCUGCCCCGGGGAGGAGGCUUUGCAGAGGCAGGGAGUGCUGCGGGAGCCGCUCAGACGUCAGCUCUGCCUUUGUAGGAGCACCUUUGUGGUGCGCCGCCUGGCCUCAAAAUGUCAGUGUGCCAGCCCUGAUUAGAGGCAGAGCUGCUAGUACACGCUGGCUUUAUUCUGUCUAGAGCAAAGGCAGAUGAAAAGAGCAAAUUUGGUAUUAAUGCUUCUCCGUUCCCUUCCCUUCCCCUCUUCUACUCCUCAAAGCCUUGCAGGCUUUUGUGGGGGGUAUUUCAGGAGCCGGAUUUUCUCCGCUUUGAGCGAGGAAAGCUGGCAGGAUGGUGAAUCUGGAGAGACUGGCAUAAAUAUUGUGUGCUCCUGCGCCUCUGAUGGGUCCUUUGGAUCUGUUUGUGUCAGAAAAGCAGAAUGAGGCCACGGGGAGUCCUGACUUCAGCUCUGGGAGAGGGGAAUGAGCAGGAGGAGCAAAAUUUUGGCAUCUGCAGGUGAAUUGUUAAAAUGGGCAGGAUUAGCAGUGUGCCCAGGUUCGUGGUGGAUGCUGCCAGCCGAGCAAUUAAUUCUAGCAGCAAUUUCUGCUGCUGCUGUGCCCUUCUGUAGAAAAACUUGGAGACAAUUGUCUUUACAUCUUGAUUCCAGAUGCUGGGGAAGGUGGGACUCACCUUGUCGGGGUUAAGAAACCUCUUGGUGGAAGGAUUUGGGAAGAAAAGCCUUUACAAUUAGGUUGCAGAGCAGCCUUGCCCAAAUAACCACAGCAGGACCUAGGGCUUAAUUCUAAUUUAGGAGCAUUAAGCAAGUGGCUGACGUGCUCGAGCUGCGCGUGCUCUGUUGCCAAAACACGAGGGGUUUGGCCAGCUGGGAAACAGAAGCAUCAAAGAUCCACCCAGUUUGUUUGUGCUGGGGCUGAUUUCAGAGCUAUAAAUACGCCGUGAUCGAGCGCUGUGGUUGCAGGAGACCUAUUUCAGUCUGCACGGGCUCGCCAGGUGUUUGUUUGGAUGGAGGAGGAUGGACAGAAUUACUUCAGCUUUGGCUACCAGCCUCCACAGGCAGCCACUGAGAUGGCAAUGAAGUAGGAAACUUGUGCUGGGGAGAAAGCAAAUCCAUGUGGAAGCUUGCUAGGAGGUGUAAAAUAUAGGAGAAAAAAAAAAAAGCAGGCAGCUCAGUGUUUGCUUUCAGAGAAGGACGGCUUUUUAUUGCUUUUUAUUAAUUAAAAAUGAGUGGGACUUCAUGGGAGUGAUGGGUGUUGUGUGGAAAUGGGUGGUAUAACCUCAGCUUGCUAAUUUAGGGGGUGAUGAUGUAUGGACUGUCUCGUGGCUGCUUGCUCGGGUGGCCAGCAAGCUGCUGCUGCGUUCAGCUGCCCGAGGAUGCCCUGCUGGGACACGGACGUGGUCGAGGUGCGUGGUCAGGCUGUGCAGGGGGAGAUAAGCCACCACCACGUGAGUGCCACCGACCUUUUCUGUGCUGAAUUAAAAUGUAGGACUCCGGUUUUCGCUUGGAUUGCAGCCUUUUUGAUUUUUCAAGGAGAAGAGCACUCGGAUCAGCUGCGUUCGUUAGCUCAAUUAAAGCAAGCUGCACUUUUUUUUUCCGUGGACUAAUGCUGCUCCUUCCUCUGAGCAGGCGUGCCCUGGUGGUGUGUAUUUGCACUCAGCGCUUCAACGUGACACCAAGGGACUAAUCUGGGCACCUCCAGCAGGCUCAGCGUGCAAACAAGUCUCUCCGAAGUGGCUGUUAUUUAUUAAAAAGGAGGAGGAAAGAGCAGAGCCCUGCCUCGCACAGAGGGCGGUGCAGGGGGAGAAGGUGAGCUUUUCUUUCCCAAAUGCCAUUUGACAUCCAACACCUCCGCUUUCGUGCCCCAGCCCUCUGUGUGGAACACGAUAAGAGGAGUUUAAAUAGCUCGCCUGCCCUGCUUGUUCCCCCAGCGGAGGGCUGGGGCUCUGCCUGCCCUUUUUUUUUGUUGUUUGUGGGUGUGAGAGGAACGGGGCUGUACGAAAGCCAGACGGGACUUUGCAACGCUGGGCCUGCUUCAUCCCAGCUAUCAGAAAGCUGAGCAAAACGUGUGUGUUACUUUUACACCUAACCAUUAUAACCCCAGGAGCCUUUUCCAGUUUCAAAUAAUAAUAAAAAAAAAGGUUUUGUGAA